UUGAAUAGAAUUAACAAAUUGCAUUCUAAUUGUUCGAUGAAAACUCAAGAGCGUUAUUAUCUUGCUAAGCUUAUUUCUGCUUUUGAUAUCGAAAUGCUUGCUUGUGCUUAUUGUCGGAAGAUGGAAGCUUUCUGUUGUUUCGCUGAAAAUUCUUCUCGUUGUAAGGAGUGUGUUUCUCUGAAUCAAAGCUGUGAUACUAGUUGUUUCUCAGCUUCUGCUGCAGGGCGUUUGAUUCGUGAAAAGUGCAAGAUUUUGAGCGAGGAGGCUGAGGCAGAGUUAGCAAAUGCUGCUGCCCUACAAGCUCUGCUGGCGUCGCAGGCUCGUCUUGAUCGUAUACGGAAACAGCGAAGGCUAUUGGAGAAACAGGCUGCAGAAAUGAUUCGUUGUAGUUUCAAUUCCUUGGAG
Messenger RNA from Cryphonectria parasitica EP155, 405 nucleotides. RefSeq lists its product as uncharacterized. The record is from RefSeq and is a predicted model, not a curated record. The annotation marks the transcript as partial. The transcript has 2 exons. NCBI's taxonomy places the organism in Eukaryota, Fungi, Ascomycota, Sordariomycetes, Diaporthales, Cryphonectriaceae.